AUGUCCAGAGGCGGACGCGGUGGCUUCGGCCGCGGCGGUGGUAGAGCUGGCGCAGGCUCCAACUUGCCACCCAUGGGACUCAGCUUCCAAGAACUCGGCAGUCUCGACAAGACGCCCUCCAAACUCUACCCUGAACCGCCCACAGUGCCACGUAUGGAGAGGCCAGACGACAAAGAGCUUCGAUACGCAUCUUACCAGCUCAUGUAUCUGCAAGAGCAAAAGACUUCCGCAUACUGGCCCACGCUAGAACAGCGAAAGCAAGGAGAGCUCACUCGCUUCUCCGAUCGAUACCGUCCCGAAGCGCAGGACCUGCCUUCGCUCAAAUCCAUCAAUCUGCAGAAAGAGGUCUUCCCUAGAGGUCUCUGGGAUAGCUUCAUGGAGGGCGAGACCAAGCGAGAGGAGCAGAAAGCGAAGAAAGCGGCUCGUCGCAAGAUCAACUGGGAGUCGAUCGAUCUCGAGGACCGCGCCGGUGCCGAAGACGACAUUGGCGAAGCCUCGUCCGAGCCCGAGGACCUCGGCGACUACGAGGACGAGGUGGACGAUGACUAUGGCGAAAACUACUUUGACAACGGCGAGGACGACGACAUGGGCGAUGACGACGGAGGCGAGCCAGCUUACGAUUAG
Messenger RNA from Kalmanozyma brasiliensis GHG001, 624 nucleotides. RefSeq names its product DNA-directed RNA polymerase III, subunit Rpc31. The record is from RefSeq and is a predicted model, not a curated record. Gene Ontology annotation, cellular component: RNA polymerase III complex. Gene Ontology annotation, biological process: transcription by RNA polymerase III. Lineage: Eukaryota; Fungi; Basidiomycota; Ustilaginomycetes; Ustilaginales. The coding region runs from base 1 to 624 and encodes 207 amino acids. The transcript has a single exon.